Strongylocentrotus purpuratus (purple sea urchin) is the source of this 2962-nucleotide messenger RNA. Its product is annotated as eukaryotic translation initiation factor 5-like. Lineage: Eukaryota; Metazoa; Echinodermata; Echinoidea; Camarodonta; Strongylocentrotidae. The transcript is spliced from 11 exons. Gene Ontology annotation, molecular function: translation initiation factor activity; eukaryotic initiation factor eIF2 binding; GDP-dissociation inhibitor activity. The record is from RefSeq and is a predicted model, not a curated record. The coding region runs from base 536 to 1807 and encodes 423 amino acids. Gene Ontology annotation, biological process: formation of translation preinitiation complex; translational initiation; formation of cytoplasmic translation initiation complex. Gene Ontology annotation, cellular component: cytosol.
CAAUGUGAAUGCGAUAUCACGACACAAUAUUCUAGAAGUAGUCACAUUGCGCAAGCGCAUAUCACGCAUGUUUAUUAUACAUAUUCGUUACGUGUGGCGUAGAAUUACUUUGGCCUCUCUGAGCAUGAGUGGUUGAGAUUUCCAUCUUACAAGCAAGCGUCUGUUGAUUGUCCUACUGGAAACUGAUCACGCUCACAGCUUCAUUGCAGCAGUGGUGCUGCGUUUUUGUGUAACCUUUUCGGUUUCAUCUGAAUAUCAGCCAUCUACGGUUUUGCCAAAUUUUCUUUCCGAACCUUCUACACCUCGUCGUGUUUAUGUCUUUUUGCAAUUCAAACAAACCAUUGUUGGUGAGACUCACCUGCGCCCAGUGCCAGAGGCAUCCAUAUAGAAUACAAAAGCAACCCCCAGACAGGUUUAUGUCUUCACAGGCGCUUAAUUUCACACGUCCUUCACAUCUGCGCUGUUCCAGGCGGACCAAUAAAAACCAAAUUCACAAAAAGAGUAGUAGUAGUAGUAGAAGAGAAGGGACGUCACUAUGUCUCUCAACGUCAACAGAGCGGUCACUGACCAGUUCUACCGCUACAAGAUGCCACGUCUCCUAGCCAAGGUUGAGGGAAGUGGGAAUGGCAUCAAAACUGUCAUCAUCAACAUGGUGGAGAUUGGCAAGUCCUUGUGUAGACCACCUACAUACCCUACAAAGUUUUUUGGCUGUGAGCUUGGCGCUCAAACCCAGUUUGAUUUUAAGAAUAAUCGCUUCAUUGUAAAUGGCUCGCAUGACGCUAACAAGCUUCAGGACCUGCUAGAUAUCUUCAUCAAGAAAUAUGUGCUGUGCCCCGAGUGUGACAACCCCGAGACCUUUCUGAUUGUGAAGAAAGGCAACAUUGGACAGCGUUGCAUUGCCUGCGGUCAUGUGGGUAUCGUGGACCUUCGUCACAAGCUGAGUACCUUCAUCAUUAAGAAUCCUCCAGAGCAUGACCCAAGGAGCGUUGGAUCUUCCAAGACGGAACGCAAGGGGAAGAAGUCCCAGAACAAACAGCAGAACGGAGAGGGUGAUGCCUGUCAGGAGGAGGAAGAUUUUGGAGAUGAUGAUGAUGAGGAGUGGUCAGUUGAUACGAGUGAAGAGGCUAUUCGUGAGAGAAUGGGAGACUUGAGCGGUGGUGCUAAGGGCUUGACCCUCAACGAUGAUUUAGAGAAGACAGGACAGGAGAGGCUGGACAUCUUCUAUAAAUUUGUCAAGGCCAAGAAAGCAGGAGGUGAUUUGAAGGGAUGCGACAAAGAGUUUCUGGUAGAAGCUGAGCGUCUUGAUGUGAAGGACAAAGGGCCUCUUAUUCUGGCCGAGCUUCUUCUUGAUGAACAGGUGUUGACGCAGCUCAAGCAGCACCAGUAUCAUUUCUUGAGGCUUUUGAAUGACAACCCUAAGGGUCAGAAGUAUUUCCUAAAUGGUCUUGAACAGCUGAUAGCACUGCAUGCCAAGUCUCUGGUCCCUAAGGUACCAUCGAUACUCAAGGCCGUCUAUGACCUUGACCUCAUCGAUGAAGAUGUCAUCCUCACAUGGGCUGCUAAGCCGUCCAAGAAGUACGUGUCGAAAGAGGUGAUGCAACAGAUCCAUGAGAAAGCAGCUCCAUUCAUCAAAUGGCUCAAAGAAGCAGAAGAAGAGGAGUCCAGUGAAGAUGAAGUCGUGGUUGCUUUCAGUAACCGAGGAGGGGCCGGUCUGAAGGUGGAAACUACUGAACCCAAAAAGGCUUCUGCUGCUCAACCAGCUACCCCUGCUGCAAAGGAAGACGACUUUGACAUCGAUGACAUCUAAAUACUGAUCUUUGUAUAGACAUCCACUUAACAUAUUGUCUUCUCACAAGUUGAGAUGUCUUGUAUCUUUCAGGCUUUCCCUGAAACAAAAUGACAAAUUGUGCUAUUGUAUACAUGUUUUCUGAAAGUAUUAUAUGGUGGAAUUCUAUUUUAGAUGUAAGUUGCACAAUGAAAUUAGUAUAAUAUUCAAACAAAAAAUGAAAAACAGAUGUAUUUACUAUUUCAUGCUAAAACAUUUAUCACCCCUUCAUGUUAAAUGUAGAAUUCAAUGUUGUCAUUAAAUGCUUCAUUGGUAGAUAUAUAAGGUAAUGGUUGGAUGUUUUAUAAAUGUUUCAAUACAUCUUCGCUACCAUUAAAACAACAAAAUAAGGAAAUAAAAGAUGAAUGUUAUGUUAUUUUGAAAGCAGAAAUUUACCCUGUGAUCGCCUUGUUACUCGUUAAUGGUCCAUAUUGAGGCUAUUAUAAUGUAAUUGUUUCAAUUCUUCCUUUCAGAAAGCUGCAAAGUAACUUUAAGGAAAUGUUGUAAUAAUCUCUUCUGCACUGAAUAUUGAAUUAUUGAUACUAACAAAUGCUGUGAAAUGUAAAGUUAUGUCAGUCCAAAAUAAGCAGCAGAGUGAAAUAGUUUGACAUCUGUGAAAAUUCCAAUGAUGUAUCACUUCAUUCAGUGUUAUAUGUAGGAAAUGUAGGUACUAGUACUCCUAUAUUCAUUGAUAUAUUCCAUUUUCAAAUGCUUCAACUGAAAUUAUUUACAAGGCUACAUAUAUAUGAGCUUAUAUGUGAUGCUUAUUGGAAAGGUUAUAGCUUUUCUUAUACAAAAUUGCAGAUAUUUGAAGUAAGCACCAGAAAAAGUUGGUACAUGUAAUGAUCAUGUGCUAUGUACUCCCAUGAUAUAAAGAUAUCAGUAAAGGACCGAAAUGUGUUAUAUGAAGAACACUGUGUUGCUUUUACUCAAAGAUGAUAAGUCAAGAAAUGUUUGUAAACUACAUGUUGGGGAUGCUUUCCAAGUUUUUGAGCAUGGGAGAGAGUUAUUCCGAAGUUGUUCUAUUUUGUGCAAAACUUGUAUUACUGUGAUAUACAAGCUAAGAAUGUUUUGUUCAUGAGUAUUGUUAUUGCAUGCUACUCGUGUAUUAAACCGCAGAUGAUUUGUGUCAUAUUA